Molecule: messenger RNA, 2409 nt
Organism: Stomoxys calcitrans (stable fly)
Lineage: Eukaryota; Metazoa; Arthropoda; Insecta; Diptera; Muscidae
Gene: d4
Product: zinc finger protein ubi-d4
Exons: 3
Coding region: 262-1794 (510 amino acids)
Biological process (GO): nervous system development
Cellular component (GO): nBAF complex
Source: RefSeq, a predicted model, not a curated record
AAGCGUUCCAUGUUAAGGUUUCUCAAUAUUGAAAGAGCUUCGUGGAAUAAAAUUGCAACAAUAAAAAACAUUAUACGGUUCAAAAUAUAUUUAAAAUCGUGGGUCGAAUGCAUGGUCCUCUGUUUGAAACGAUAGUAUAAAAGUUUUCAUUAACAAACGCCAGAACAGGGGAGAAAGCUUGGCCCGCAGCAGUAACAACAACAAAGGGCAAGUUGAGUUCCCCGCUUGGCUUGAAAGAAAAGUGCAAAGUGAGCGGUUAAUAUGUCUGCCCCUGAAAUUGAAGUAGCCAAUGUAAAUAAUUUUGAAAAGAUACAAAACUUCCUUAAUGACUCCGCCUACAAAGAGAUUUUGGAAAACAGUGAAAACUACAAUACUCGAUUAUGCAUCGAAAGACGUCUGCGGAUGCCCUUCCUAGACCCUCAAACAGGGGUUGCACAGACCCAUUGUGCUCUAUUUGUGAAACAGAAACAGCGGAUGCCAGGUUUUCGCGAAGGACAACUUUAUACGUAUCCCUCGUCGAGGUGGCGUAAACCGAAGAGACAAUAUCUGCACAAUCACCAUCACAGCUAUCGACCAUUUCAGUAUAGGGAGUCGCAUCAUCAUAAUCAUCAUCAUUAUGCCACAACUGCUGGGUCAGGAUCGUCGUCUCGGGAUCAUCAUCAGAAUGAGAAUGCAGCUUUGACAGCCGAUGGCAAUUCAAUGAGUGCUUCUGGUGACAACGAUAGCAAGGAUUCCCAUGCCAAUGCCGAAAAAGAAUGGUUCCACGAGGACAUGGAAAUGACCUAUCACCAUCAUGAAGAUUUUGAGGAUGACUUCGAAUCGGAUAACGAUUUUGAUGAGUCGUAUAGUGCAAGAGGCAAGCGUAAACGUGGAACCGCCACCGGUAGCACUCGUUGGCGCAAAUCCAAUACCAGCGUGGAUGGUACUCCCAAGCGUGGUCGCAAAGGAGGUGGCACCCGUCGCCGUGGAGGCGCCAAUGCUGACGGCGAAGGUUCCGGAGAGCCUACUCGUCGCCGUCGUGGUGGUGCUGGUGGAGCCGCUGCCUCAAAUACCUCAGCUGCUGCGGCAGCCGCUCCCAGCGUUACCAAUGUAGCUCCCACAACCAUAAGUCAUUCCAAUUCAGCAUCACCCAUUACAAAUACCGAUGACUCUUCUCAGCCAGGUUUAACAUUGCCUUCCAGCGUUAACACAAAUGCACCAGUAACAGCGCCCAUUGUACCACCACCACCCAUAGAUAACUCAUCCUCGAAUGCAACUGAUGCCUCGAUUGGUUUACCCACGGAUAGUAAUUCUUCAAGCGCACCAGCACCGCCGGCAGCCACUGCUGCUGCCCAGCAAGUUGUUGCGGCCGCUGCAGCCACAGCAGUUGCGCCCAGCCCCACUAAGCCAGCGGCCAAGUCGAAAGUUCGCUCCAACUAUCGUGAUGUGGCCCAGCCAUCACCCUAUUGCGAUUUUUGCCUGGGCGAUCAGCGGGAGAAUAAAAAGACUAAUUUACCCGAAGAAUUGGUUUCUUGUUCCGAUUGUGGCCGUUCCGGCCAUCCAUCCUGUCUGCAGUUCACGCCCAAUAUGAUAAUCUCGGUGAAACGUUAUCGUUGGCAAUGCAUUGAAUGCAAAUACUGUUCCAUAUGUGGCACUUCCGAUAAUGAUGAUCAAUUGUUGUUUUGCGAUGACUGUGAUCGUGGCUAUCACAUGUAUUGUCUAUCGCCGCCGUUGGUGACACCUCCCGAGGGCUCUUGGAGUUGUAAACUGUGUCUGGAGGAAUUCCACAAGACCGAUGAUAACACUACUAAUUAAAGCUCUUACUCUCUCUCUCUCUCUAUGCAAAGGGAAUGCCACAAUUUAACAAAAUGAAAUGAUAUUCAUUUUUUACUCGACUCUUUUUUUUUUUACAUGUGCGUGUGUUUUUUAACAUAAAUUUAAGUUGGUCUUUAGUUUUAUUUUUCGUGUUUUUUUUUUUAGUUUAGAAUUCUAUGGCAGCUUUUUAAAAGUAUAUAAAUUUAAGAUGCAAAAUGAAUCAUUUUUUUCUAUAAUUUUCUUACUCGAAACUCCUAAUUCCCUAAUUAGUACUUCCUUUGGCUAAGAUUAUGAGUAUUCUCUAAAUAUUUUUUGUGUUGUCCACAUUUAUGUGUUAAUUUAUUUCUCGUUUUUUACCGUGAUCAAAUCUCAUUUUACCUAUACAUAUACAUACAUAUAUCUUUAAUAGAACUUGUAAAAUUUGUAUUCCAUUUUAUUUAUCAUUCUAUUUGGUUUUUAUACAAAAUUCAAAUCCAUAUAUACAUAUAUAAAUACUACAAACAAUUAAAGCAAUAGUGCUAUAAGAAACAGAAGCUGAAAAGAAUUACGUACUAUAUACAUACAUAUAAUUUCCACUUCCAAUCAUAAUAAACCGCUAAAAUAUCUUUCAACAAA